This is a messenger RNA of Acanthaster planci (crown-of-thorns starfish), 5956 nucleotides long. RefSeq names its product gamma-butyrobetaine dioxygenase-like. The record is from RefSeq and is a predicted model, not a curated record. Gene Ontology annotation, cellular component: mitochondrion. NCBI's taxonomy places the organism in Eukaryota, Metazoa, Echinodermata, Asteroidea, Valvatida, Acanthasteridae. Gene Ontology annotation, molecular function: gamma-butyrobetaine dioxygenase activity. Gene Ontology annotation, biological process: carnitine biosynthetic process.
GGAAGCCACCGAGUCCCUGAGUGUGGGCCUGAAGCGUUUAACUGAAAUUAAAGUUCUGUAUUGUUUGGCUCUUCUGCAUUUUUAUUGAUCUUUUGUGGCACUAUGAGACUUACUAUUGCAAUUUCUCCUCAAAAUCAGGAAGUAAAAAAACCAGUUGAAGCCUGCGACGGAGCCCAAGUUGAGUAUUGGAAAACGGCCUUAACGAGAACAGUUUUUUAACUGACCAUGGGGGGAAUGUGUCUUAUUCCUCCACGAACUGACAAGGCUGCCCUGUUGAAAUAAAACAGAAUUACAACGGUUCCCACACCUAUCAUAAACAAGCUUCAAAAUGAAACCGUUCUUGUUCGAUCGAAAGUUAGGUGUGGCUCUUUGGAUCCAAUCGAGCUUCGAAAUGAAACGAGUAAACAAUAUCAAACAAUUGUCGGCCGUCUUAGGGAGGUGGACCCUUCGAACUCUGAACUCUGUCAGACUUGUACAUAAUAUAAUACGCUCAACAAAUAACUACUGACAUCGCGGUUGUUGCAUACAACGUAACGCAACAAUAACAGCAGUAUUAAGUUUGUUGGAUGAAGAGUGGUAGGUUCACAUUAAGCGACAGGUUUUGUGGCAUUUGGAGGACCCUGCUGGAGUCGCAGGUUUACCGAUCAGGAGAAAGUAAGUGCGUAAAACCGCAGCGUGCUUGGAUGAUCGUGUACACGAUAUUUCUCGCGAAAUACAUGUAGGACCCUCUGAUCACGUCGACCUCAGACGUGCACUGUCUGAGCUGUUGAGAUAUGAAUGGCUGAUAAAGACAUGCCUUCCAGAUUGUGGCCCACAGAACAAUUUUUAAGUAUCAGAUUCACAUUGUACGGGAUAAUAAUGUGCAUUAUUGGAAAUAAUUUCUUUACGGUAAACUUCAGGUGCUUGUCCGAGUCUGCAUUCAAGUUUUCAGAUAUCCCCAAAGGCUUUGCAAUAAUUAACGCUGUAAGGGUUCCCCGAUACAAGGGUUUAGCAGUCCUGAUCCAAACUUAAAGGUUUCAAAUCAGUCUGAACACAUAUUUCAAGCCAACAUCAUCGCAUAUGAUGUUAUUUUCGGGAUAUUUUAACGUUGAAUGACCUAGUCAUUAAUGCUACCCCAGUUUAGGAGCAUGCUUAAAAAUUCUGUUACAUUAAACCCUGAAAAUAAGCCGUUUUAUACAUCAUGUUGUAAAAAUUUGUGCCGGAAAUGGGAGAGGAUGAAAAUCGUGAGGGAAUGAUUUGCCCGGCCUAAUAACUGUACUCCUUUCAAACAAGAGAAAUACUCCUGAGACGAGAAAUUGUGUAAACAUGUUUGGAGGUUUGGUCAUUAAAUAAAGACAGAAAUAGUUACCCCUACAUGAAAAGCUUGCGUCUCGGUCUUCUCCGGCCGUUUCUUGACUCGGCAAAAUUGUUGAAGAUAUUUACAAAAAUAAAUACUAAGGAAAUGCGGCCUUCUGCGGGGAUGUUCACCGUAAGGAGCAAACACUGCCAAGCCGGAUCCUACCCCCACGUCCAGACACAAGAAGAGCAAAAUAAAAUGGCUGCUGGUUGAUUUCAGUAGUGGACUAGUGACUUCUUGAAGCUCUGCUGCACAGCGAAGGAGUGAGUGACACGCUGCAAGCGCAGUAGCUUUUUUAUAUUGCUUUACUCAAUGGAACGCCCUGCCCUGUCCAUUGAAUUUAAUUAUAAAGGCUGUAGAUCUGGACAUUAAUGGGAUUAUCAGGGCAGGAGUGUAGAAAGCUGUUCCUAAAUUCACUACACAUGGAAGAACUAAAAUACUUGUGUUUGUCUUUUGUGCAUGGCAAACUAUUAAUUCUUUGACUGGUUCCCCUCGGGCUUAGCAUAUCACUAUUAUAGAGAUGGAAGCGAAACGGUUGGUAACCAUGACGAGAGAUGACACUGCUCGCUGGUACCGGGUAGGUAUGGACAGCGGGUAUGAAGGCACCUAUCCCUACGUCUGGUUGAGGGACAACUGUCGCUGUUCCGAAUGCCUGCAUGCCUCGUCCUUUCAACGACUGUUUCUGAUGGCCGACUUGGAUCCAGAGGUUGUGCCUCUGUCCGAGGAACUCGUGGACGAGGGCGGCGUCUUGCGGAUCACCUGGCCCGACCAGCACCGCAGCGACUUCGACGCCGCCUGGCUGAACCGCCAGCGGUUCUCAGGAUCUGACGACGGGAGCACGGUGAACAGUCCGGAGCUGGAGAUGUGGGGAGCCGAGCUAAACGGCAACAUCCCGACAUUCGACUUCCAGAAAGUUCUUCAAGACGACCGGGAGCUGUACAACUGGCUGAGUGUCUUGAACACCAAAGGCUUGGCCUUGGUGAAAGGCGCUCCAACUGAAAGAGGAGCUGUCGGCCAGCUGGCGGGUAGGGUUGCUUACUUGAAGCCCACCGCUAAUGGGGUCCAAUUUCAAGUCUUCAGCAAGAGGAACACCUGCAACCUCGCCUAUUCGACUUUGGGAUUGCCUCUUCACGGUGAUAUGCCGUAUCGGUAUUACACUCCGGGGAUCCAGAUGCUUCACUGCAUCAAGAAAACCAGCGACGUUGAAGGUGGAGAGAAUCACUUCGUGGACGGCUUCCACGUGGCGGAGCAGGUCCGUAAGGAGCGUCCCGAGGCCUUCCAGCUGCUGAGCACGCGAGACAUCGACUACCGGGCGGCAGGGACUGACUACGUUCUAGGAUUCCACCUUCAAACUUGCCUACCUGUCAUACAGUGUGACAAAAACGGUCGGGUGAAGCAGAUCAACUACAACAAUCCCGUGAGGGCGCCCCACAUGUCCCUUCCGGUGGCUCAGAUCACCGAAACCUACCGAGCCUUGAAGUUGUUCCAUAACAUGAUGUAUCGCCCUGAAAAUCUGGUGUACCAUCAACUGGCCCCAGGUGAAAUAGUCACCUUCAGCAAUAUUCGCACGCUUCACGCCCGCAGUGCCUACACCAUCACAGGCGAUGGGGGCCGCCAUCUUGAAGGCGGCUACCUCGACUGGGACGAGACCUUGUCGCGUCUGCGCGUUCUGAGGGCAAGUCUCUUCGGUGACGUUCUUCUCUGAACUCAACCAGCGGCACUUCACGCUGGAUGAAAAGCUGGAUUUUUUUUGGGGGGGGGGGAAGCAAGAGGCGGGGAGUAUGGUAAAAUGUCAUUAAAAGUCAAAUAUCCACUGAAUCUCCGAUGCAAGUAAUUUUUCUCUGUUUGGGCUCUAGGGCAAUAGUCCACCUACUUUGAUACACAAACUAAUGUAAUUGUUUUCCUAAAUGUUAAGAUGUUCAGCUGAUCUCCAAAAAGACAAAACUUCUUACCUUUAUGGGAAUCGAAGCACACUGUACCUCAUUUGAUAAUAUGUCACAAAGUUUUGUGCUUGUUUUUAUAUUGUUUUGUUUUGUUUUUUGGUUGUUUUGGUUUUUUUUGGACUUGUACAUGUCUAGGUCUGGUUGCGUCGCUGGUCCUAGUCAUGUUUUUGUUGUUUUAAAAUUGAGUGGUUCCAGUCACAAGAAAGGUUAAAGGUCUACCUUCUGGCGGGAAAUUUUGAAUAGCUUUUUAAUCCCAAGGGUCAUCUGGGAGCUUUGUGUUUGAGCUUAUGUUUUGAUGAGGAGUGGCAGAGUGCUUGAUAUCUGCAUUACUGAUCGCCGCACAAAAUAUAGUUUGCCAGAUAUCGAUUUAGGUAUUGCUUGGAUGGUGGAAUUCUAAGCUUUAUCGCCAACUGAUUUUGUGUGAUUUUGCUGAUUUGAGAGAUCUUAACUCUCAAAUCAUUUUUCUGCUUGUGAGGGGCACACGAAAAGAUCGUACUGUUUAUCCGAGGAGAGGGACGUCUUCGUGACUGUGAGUAUACUUGAUGUAAUUGUUUCUAUUUCUGCAUUUUACCUAUUUUUAUAAAUGAAUAUUGGGCAUCAUCCAUUCGAGUGAUACUGUGCUGGAUAUGACUUUGACGAAUAUUGAGGGAAGAUUUGUGAAUUAAAUGCAACAGAUGAUCUAGAUCGAGAUCUUUUGUUUUCCACUGAUGUAAUAUUUCAACUGUUUUGUUGCAAAAAAGAAACAAAACCACAUUAUUGCAGUGGUAGAGUAGGUCAAUAUUUGGGCGAAACCAUGAUAUGUAUAUGGAUACUGAGACGUAACGUCAUGUUCCUCUUUUAACCCUAACUCCCUAGGGUGUGUGCAAAAUCACAUUAAAAUUGGAGGAUUCAGCUGUUAGGGUUAAAGAACCCUGGAAAUGAUUUUUCUUGUAGCCUACUAGAUAUGUAGUGAAGCAAGUCUUUGGCUCAGUUAACAUUAAUGACCAGCUAGUUCAUGGGUUGAGGCCACAGAUCUCCCCGCGGAGGUCAUCCCAACAGGCUUUAGUAAGAGUGCCACUUACCCCGACUAUGGACUCCUUCCUGUGAGGCCUCGUCUGUGGGCCAACGCGGUGAUGGACAGUUGUGGAACAGAUGGCUGAAAGGAUACCAACGGAUGAUAGUAAAGUUAGUUUGACAAACCUAUAGGAAUGUCCAAUGCCGAGAAGAAAAUCAGACAUUCGCUGUACAAACCAAUAGGAAUACCCAAGAUCAAACUAACUUAACUGUUGUUAGCGGCAGCUGUUUCCUGCAAGUUUAGGACUCAGCGAACGUUUGUGAAGUUAGCUGUACCUAUUACGGACAAACGUUCCAAGAAGGGAACUCUUUACACGUGUCUGGCCAGACCUUUGAAUGUGCAGUGGAUUUUGUUCGUUCUUUUCGUAAAUAACAUCAGAAUUAAUCCCAUACUAUACGUUUUUAUCUAGGAACCUUGAUGGUUCUAACAGAGUAAUAAUUAACGUACGGUUAGAAUUAAGACAUUCGGAUAACGGGUUGUGCUGGGUUAAUGUUGAAUGUCCAUUUUACUCGCUGAUUUGUCAGUUCAGAGUUUAUUCCUUUCUUCCAAUAGUUGAUUUUGUGACCGCUGUUUGUGUGUCAUUAACCCAUAUAGGAAGUGCUGUUUAUAAUGACUAUAAUUUUUACUUGGCCAGUAUCAAAUAUCUUCGUAUCAUGUUGUCAGUUCCUGAUUGAAUUAUCUGUUUUCUUGUUUUCACUUGCGCUUUCAAAACAACGCAAGCUUUCCCCCGUAAAUUCGUUUCUAUCCGGGUCACUCUGGCAUGGGUACCAGUGCUUAAUCGGUGGUGGUGACCAGCAUCAAUUACGCGAGGCAUGUUAGGCCUUCCCCUAUUUACUCUCCACUGGUAAGCCCCGGGCCAGACGCGGCCAUACCCGCAGCUUGCCAAGUAGCAACAACUAGUGAGUAUAACGUGUGCAAUGUGUCAACCAAGCAGAUUUCAGUGGGAAUAAAAUAUUAUUGUCAAAGUGCAGAUGUUCACAAAAUACAUUUGAAGCAAGAUAUGGGACGGAGAGAACCCCCUCCCCGGUUGUGUUGGUCAUUGUUUGAUCGGAAUCUCAGGAAUUCUUUACAGACUUCUAGGGGGGGGGUAUGUUAAGUAACAAUUGUCUAGAGUGUGUAUAGGGAUUGGACAGGUAAGGGGGCUACCCCUUCGUCCCACGUCUUGCCUGGUAUUACGAAAUAAGUCUUCACUGCUCAGGCCAAGCAUUAAUUUGAAGUUUCAGAUGAUGCCUUAUGGAGGUGUCUUUUACUGAGCAUAAACAAAUGAAUAAAUUUUAUAGUUUACAAGUAACUGCAAACAAUAAAAUAUAACUGCAAAAUUAUUUUUUUAAAAACAGAAUUUUGCAUAGAUCACAGAACAAUUUAUGAUGGUAGACGCCAAUUGAAUUUAUCUAAAAGUAUGCAUUUCUUUUUUAUUUGUAUAUAUUUAUGAGCAGCACCUUUAUCCAUGUGAUUUCUUGAAAGCUGUUAGAAUUAAUGUAGGUAAUUCUUUACACUUGUAGAUGGAAAUCGGAAGUGUUACAAUCGGUGUAUUAUUUUCAAAUUUCACGCAUGAUUAAUCUUUUCAGCAGCGGAGUGUGGUGAAAAUAAAACAAGGUUUUUGAAGAAUUGUCACUUUUAAAA